AUGGCCUCGCUGCGCCGGGCCAGCCCCAGGCUGAGGAAAUACUUCAGGGAGAACUACAUUCCUCAGGUCUGCGAGGCUCUGUUAUGUGGUCUACUUGUUACAUGUCCUGAGGAUCCUCUGAGGUAUUUAGAGGAAAUGAUCAUUGGAAUAAUGGAAAACGGUCUUGAAACUCUACUCUGGGAUAUGUGCAUUGAUCCAUUAAUGAAACCAAAAAUUCGGAGACUGUCUGAAACUUACCUGGAACAACUUUUUGGACUGGAUGAUCAGCUGGUGACUCCAGAAUUAAUGAUAAAAGCAUGCAAUUUUUAUAAUGGGCGUUUACUGAAGACCCACUUUUACACAUGGAGAGAGAUAGCAAUACCUCCUACAAAUGAAGAUGAAGUUCUGGCUGAAAAAAUGGGAGCAGCAAUAGUAUAUGACAAUUUCAGACUUAAAAAACAUGUAUUACACCACUGGCACUCUUAUGUGAAAAAUAGAAAAGAACAACUUAGAGACGCACUAUUGCGGAUACAAAAGAUGUUCCACUGCUACAAGAUGAUAAUUACCCUAAAUAAAUGGAGGGAUAGAGCAAGACAUAAGUUUAAAAAGAGAGAAGAUGAGCUGAUGCUAAAGCAUGAACUUCAAUUACAAAAAUUCUCCAAGUUAAAAUUCAAAACAAGUUCUAAAGAAGAACACGUUUUUCCUGAACAAUUUGUGUCUGAAGGCUUUCUUGUAGGUGGGAUUACUGAAUUUGACAUUUCACAGUUACCCAAAAGAGCAAUAUUACAGAUUUUCUCCUACCUCAGUUUAAGAGAUGUGAUCAUAUGUGGUCAAGUUAAUCGCUCCUGGUUGUUGAUGACACAAAUGGGCUCAUUGUGGAAUGGUAUUGAUUUUUCUGCAGUAAGAAAUAUAAUCACAGAUAAAUAUAUAGUGUCUAUUUUGCAAAGGUGGCGUCUAAACGUGCUGCGCUUGAAUUUUCGUGGUUGUGUUCUCCGAUUGAAAACUUUGAGAUCUGUCAGUUGGGUGAACUCUUCCAGUUCUGUUCUUCUGUAUUAUCUCAUCUACUGUUGA
Rangifer tarandus platyrhynchus (Svalbard reindeer) is the source of this 1050-nucleotide messenger RNA. The record is from the annotation of a GenBank genome assembly. Lineage: Eukaryota; Metazoa; Chordata; Mammalia; Artiodactyla; Cervidae.